UCUCUGACCUGGGCACAGUUUAAUGUAUGGUUAAACUGUGACCUGGGUCUACAGUGUUUACACCUGUUCGGGAGUCGGACUGUCAGGAGCAGAACUCAGGAGCAUGAAAAAAAGAAAGAACAGGGUUAUAAAUAAAUAAAGAAACUUCAAUAUGAACACGCAAGAUGUUUUAAAUUUUUCACAUCGAAUAUAUAAAAAUAGUCCAAUCCUAUUUCAUAGUUAUAUUGGAAAGAAGGUUAAGAUAACAAUGCAAGAUGAAAAUAUUUAUUGUGGUAUUGUUUAUACAGUUGAUCCAGUAUCAGAAAGUAUUGUGCUCCUACAGUCGAAAACAUCUAAGCAACAUCGUCUAAAAAUAAUAUUCAGCCAUGCCAUACAAAAUGUCGAAGUAACAUUGGAGGCCGAAAUGUUUUUGCCAGAAUUAUUUUUAUCAUCACCUGCAAAACUUUCACAGGUGAUGGUUACUAAAAGAAAGGAUACUAUUAUGCAAUUAUUACUGGACAAUCGAUUUCCGGUUAAGGAAGAAAAGGAUAUCUUAUGGAUAGAAGAUACUGUGUUGAUAGAACCUCCAUAUUAUCCUGAAAAUUGGCCCUGCCUAGUCACCGUGGCUAUUGGACUCAUGACGUCAGAAACAAGAACGGCGAGAAAUGACACAUAAGUUUCUUGAGUGCCAUUUUUGCAAAUAAAGAGGAUUUGGAUAAAAUUAAUAAAUAGGAUUGCUUUAGAAAACUUGUAUAAA
This is a messenger RNA of Wasmannia auropunctata (little fire ant), 736 nucleotides long. Its product is annotated as gem-associated protein 6-like. Gene Ontology annotation, cellular component: SMN complex; nucleus. The transcript has 3 exons. Bases 152 to 655 code for a protein of 167 amino acids. Gene Ontology annotation, biological process: spliceosomal complex assembly; spliceosomal snRNP assembly. The record is from RefSeq and is a predicted model, not a curated record. NCBI's taxonomy places the organism in Eukaryota, Metazoa, Arthropoda, Insecta, Hymenoptera, Formicidae.